This is a messenger RNA of Oryctolagus cuniculus (rabbit), 5651 nucleotides long. It is a transcript of the gene RAD52, whose product is annotated as RAD52 DNA repair protein. Gene Ontology annotation, biological process: mitotic recombination; double-strand break repair via single-strand annealing; DNA recombinase assembly. The record is from RefSeq and is a predicted model, not a curated record. Lineage: Eukaryota; Metazoa; Chordata; Mammalia; Lagomorpha; Leporidae. Gene Ontology annotation, cellular component: nucleus.
GGGAUGUAAAAACCAUCCCAACAAGACUUAAAAGCGCUAUUGCUUUUCCCAAUUGUGCAGGGAGAGCUAUUGGGGAGGUAUUCCCGCCCCGCCCGGAACUGGACCUUGAGUACACGUGAUGGCGCGGGAAGACUUGGCCCCAAGAGACCUACGAUUAAGCCGCAGCCCCAGAAGGAGCUCGCCAGGUCCACGAGGGUGAGCGGAAGCCCGGGCGGCAGCAGACUGUAAGAAGUUCGCGAGAAAGCGGUUUGCGACACAGAAACCUUCAUCAUGCAACUAAAUUGCUUUACGUCUUCCAGCAGGCUGCUUUGCGGCUCUCCUCCCCAUCCGAAUUGAUUUACGGCUCCUCCUUCUGCUUUUUCAAAUCUGUCCCUCACGUUCUCCCGGCUCCCUGAGGCCGAUGCUGGGAUUAGACCUUCUUCCCAGGGUGCCCUUGCACUUCCUUCCCAGUUUCCUCUGCGCAUCCCGUCCCUAGUUCCCGUCGCUUACGUGCUGCCGUACGAGGUUCCCUGCGUGCACUGCGCGUUGCCGGAGGCGCAGACCAACCAGGGUCACUAUGUCUGGGGCUGGGGAGGCAGCACUUGGAGCACAUGGCAACCAUUCCCGCUGUGCGGGCGGCAGCACUGUGUUGUGCUUUGGACAGUGCCAGUACACAGCGGAGGAGUACCAGGCCAUCCAGAGUGCUCUGAGGCAGAGGCUGGGCCCGGAAUAUAUCAGCAGCCGCACGGCUGGGGGAGGCCAGAAGGUGUGUUACAUUGAGGGUCACAAGGUCAUUAGCCUGGCCAACGAGAUGUUUGGGUACAACGGCUGGGCGCACUCGGUCACGCAGCAGAAUGUGGAUUUUGUUGACCUCAACAACGGCAAGUUCUACGUGGGAGUCUGCGCGUUUGUGAGGGUGCAGUUGAAGGAUGGCUCCUAUCAUGAAGAUGUGGGCUAUGGUGUUAGUGAGGGCCUCAAGUCCAAGGCCUUGGCGCUGGAGAAGGCGAGGAAGGAGGCGGUGACUGAUGGGCUGAAGCGAGCACUCAGGAGUUUUGGGAAUGCACUUGGAAACUGUGUCCUGGACAAAGACUACCUGCGGUCCCUGAAUAAGCUUCCGCGCCAGUUGCCUCUUGAAGUGGAUUUGAGUAAAGCAAAGAGACAAGAUUUUGAACCAUCUGUGGAACAAGCAAGAUAUAACAGCUGCCGACUGAACACGGCCCUGGCACCCCCACGACCACAGGAGGUGACCUCCCCCUGCAGACCAGGCCUCCCAGAUAAUCCCCACCUUGUGACACAGGGGGACAAGGACAGCAGCUCCCGAACCCCGGCCUGCUCCGCGGGGAGUGACACCACCCAGCAGCGGAAGCUCCGGCAGCAGCAGCUGCAGCGGCAGUUCCGGGAGCAGAUGGAGAGACAGCAGCAAGUGCAGACGUCCGCCCCGCCCGCGGAGACAGAACGUGAGGUGGCGCUGCCUGCCCCGCCCGUGACGCACAGCACUCCCAAACCUGCUGACCCUGACCCGGGCCCGGAGGAAGACUCCCUUGCAGAGAACCUUGAAGACAACCUGGACCUGUGGGAUGAGACUCCAGACAUCCUGGACAAUGUUGCCAAGCCCUUGUCAAGAGCAGCACCAGCCCAGAUGUCUGCCAUGCCAGCCCCGAACCAUCUGGAGCUGGAGACCUGGAACAAGAACCCCCACGGCCUUUGCCACCAGAAGCCACAAACAGAAUCUGUGCCCCGGCACCCCCAAAUUCACGACACUAACCAGCAUGGAACAGGAGACUGUGCAUCUCAUAGGAACAGCCGGGACAUGAAGAAAAGGAAAUGGGACCCGUCCUGAGGCUCAGGCCACAUGCCUGGACUUCAUUACCAAGGGGCUUUGGAAGCUACUCUUGAGUCAUGAACUUGUUCGUCCCUGAGGAAUGGACUGUCCACGGGCUCACACCGGGGUUCAUCCCGAACCUUCCCAGGGGAUCUGUCGGAGCCUGCUGCAGAGAAAGCCGAGUGCCUGAGGAUGUCACACGUGGCAGUGGCGGGGGUGGUGGUGGGGAGGUAGGGGGGAAGGAGUGGGGGUCUUGGACAGAUGGAAUGCCUUGCCUUUGGCCCUUGAUGCUUUUCAGUAUUUAUUCCUACGCAACUGUUAAUAAAGACAGACAUUUUAGGACUUGCCCAUGGCUGCUUGCCUCCAAGCAGUGUAGGCCACACUUGAGUGCCAGCUUUAAAGGCCUUGAUGAAGUUGAAAUUGUAGCAAGGAAGGCCCUGCCCUUCUUUCCCUUUUCCUCAGAACAAGGCAGGUGCUGCUGCCUCUUACUUUGUAUCAAUGCAGGUGGCCGAGUCCCUGUGCUACCCUGGUCUCCUGCAUCCCUGAGGGAUCCGUUCCAAGACGCCCAGUGGAUACCUGAACUCUCAGUGCCAAGCCCUGUCAGCGAGUGCCGAGUGCCUCGUCUACCUUUACUGAGCAUUUUAGCUGUAACUGUUGCAGCUUGCGGUGUGAUAGAAAGGACAUUUUCCGGCCGGCACCAUGACUCACUUGGCUAAUCCUCUGCCUGCAGCGCUGGCACCCCAGGUUCUAGUCCCGGUUGCUCCUCUUCCAGGCCAGCUCUCUGCUGUGGCCUGGGAAUGCAGUGGAGGAUGGCCCAGGUGCUUGGGCCCCGCACCCGCAUGGGAGACCAGGAAGAGGCACCCGGCUCCUGGCUUUGAAUCAGCGCAGCGCCGGCCGUGGCGGCCAUUAGGGGAGGGAACCAACGGAAGGAAGACUUUUCUCUUGGUCUCUCUCUCAAUGUCUAUAACUCUGUCUCUCUCGCUAACUCUGUCAAAAAAUUAAAAACAAACAAACAAAACCAUUUUUCCUUCUCCACAGUCUUACAGAAGAUUAGUUCUGAGGCCGGCAAUUGACACAGCAGGUUAAGCUACUACCUGGAGGAGCCGGCAUCCUACACUAAGAGUGCUGGUUUCAGUCCUGGCUGCUCGGUUUCUGAUCUAGCUUCCUGCUAAUGUACCUGGGAAGGCAGCAGAGGAUGGUCCAACUUAGGCACCUGCCAGCCAUGUGGGAGAUCCAGAUGAAGUUCCUGGUUCCUGUCUUUGGCCUGGUCCAGCCCCAGCUAAUGGGACCAUCUGGGGAGUGAACUAGCAUAUCAAAGCACUCUGCCUUUCAAAUAAAUAAAUAAGUAAUCUCUAAAAAAAUUCUUUAGAUUUUUAGCAGGGCUGGCGUACUUUUUUUUCCCUUUCCUUAACGAGAAUUUUUACCUUUUUACUUUUAGUAAAAAGUGCUCCAUGGCUUCUCUUUGGCAUAUCUGGACAUCCAGUAUCACUAUUGCACUUUGGAGAAGAGGAAAUCUUUUAAGAAAAUACAGAUUUCAGAUGGGAGAUGCAACCUACCUUAACAUAAAUCAACUUCUCAUGGUUUUGGAUGUUUCAAACAAGGAGUUCACAGUUUUACUUUUUAAGGUGCUAUUUGGAAUGGGCUAUGUCUGAUGUCAAGGCAGUAGCUUCUUAUUUGUUGGUUCACAAAUGCCCUGAGUGGAAAGCUGUGAAUGUGAGGCGAGGGGCUGUGUAAGCCUGGGCCAGGGGCCACUGCCUGUGAUGCCAGCAUCCUAUAUGGGUGCUGUUUCAAGUCCUGGCUGCUCUGCUUUCAAUCCAGCUCCCUACUAAUGUGUCUGGGAAAGCAGCAGAGAAUGGCCCAAGUGCUUGGCCUGCUGCCACCGACAUGGGAGAUCCAGAAGCAGCUCUCCUUCUCUGACUCUGCCUUUCAAGUAAAUAAAUCUUAAAAAAAAAAAAAAAAAAAAAAAAUCCUGGGCUAAGAGCCAGCUAGUUCCAGGCCUCCGGAGGACGAAGAGGCGGCAAGUUCUCCAAAUUACCCUUCCUUUCAGCCACUCUGACUUUACCUGUCAUGUGGGUUCGAUCAUAUGUUCAUAUUUUGAUUUUGGUAUGCUUAUCAUUGUUCUCCGAAAACAAAAAUCACCUUUGUCUGUAGGACAGGGCAAAAUUUAUGCUAAAAACAUUUCCUGGGAAUUAGGGACUCUGCACACAAUUCAAAAUAUAGCCAAUGAGAUUAAAAAGGUGCUUGCUGGAAAUGAAACCCCACAGCUCAACAAAAGCAAGUUUGGUUUAUUUGAAUGGUUUCAUUAAAUAAGUCUACAAAGGUAACAAACUGAAGCACGAAGCGCAAUCUUACAAGAAGCGCAACACCCAGAGUUAGUGCAAAAUGUACAGUUAACGGCUGCUGAGAAACCCCCAAGGUUUGAAUUCAGUUUUUUAAAAAAUAGUGUACAUUGUUAAAUAAUGUAAGGAAAACAUUUAUAAUUCAGAAAGUUUUUUUAAUGUGGAAAAAGAUACUCAAAGUGUACUAUUAACACAAAAAUAAUUUAAACAGUUCAGUAGCACUAGUUAAUUCCUCUAGGCUUCAGUUACUACAUCCACAGGAGGGGGAAAAAUCAAUAGUAAAUAAAACCAGUUCUUACUGUUUGGGUGUGAGUGAGAAGAUCUCAGAAUGUUUAAACCAAAGUAACAGAACACCACCGUGCUGCGCCUGGCUGUCUCACGUUUGGGACCCGCUGCUCAUUACCUGGUACCUUUGUGCUACCUACUCUAACCCUCCCCACAAGAAUAAUAAGCAGAGGGCAGAUCAAUAGUUUUGAAUCAGGGCUUGAAACCGCAGUCCUUAUUGUUUGUACCUUCUUUAAACCUCGGGUUGUCAUUUACAUGUCAAGGGUCUGGGCCAACUUGAAAAAGAAAAGGAAGGAACAGCAUUCGGGGAGUGGCCAGGCUCUUCCCAGCCUGGUGGUGCCUGGGAUGUGCCACUGAGGAGGGCAGAAGGCUGGCAACAGGUCAAGUUCUCAACCAAGUCAGGAGAAGAAGCACCUCCAAGUGGGGUGCUCGCUCUUUCUCCGUCUUCAGAGAUAGCAGAGAUCCCCAACAUAGCCAAUUAGCACAGUACUUCUGGAAAACUCUGAAAAUAAUACAAGUGCCCAUUACAAUUAGGCAUAGCAUUAAAUAAUACUGGUUGGUUGCAGUUACAUUUAAGAAAAAUAUUUGUAUGAAAAUGUGUGAAUGUUAGAUGGAAUUCUAGAAAUAGUGGUGGCACAUUAGAUUGUGAUCCUGCAACCAUUUUGGACCUCACAGAAGAAAGGGUAGGAAUGAGCACUCUUCCCUGUGAUGCUCAGUAAUUCAAAUGUGGAUCUACGUUCCACAAAAUACCGUACCCCAAGCAGGGAAUUGCAUGGUACACGUGCACCAAGAGGAAAGCAAGCCAAAUGAUUUUUCUUAGAGCAACUUUUACCACCUGUGACUUUUUACAAUCAUAUUUCCCAACUUGAAACUAUCACCUAUACCCUUCUCUUUGUUUAGCAUCUUCUUGGUCUCGUCUGUUCAAGCCCAGCUUAAAUAAAUAAGGGUUAUGACAGUCACUGGCCAGGCAUCACACGUCUUCUAAACAAGUCUGUUCCCAUUCUUCAGUCUUUCUGUCAUUCCGCUCACGCUCAUAGAAUCUCUGAAAUUGCCUAAUUUUGUUGUAGGACCCCUUCUCACUAUUCCUGAAACAGACUGCUCGGAACCACUGACGUCGACUUAACUUCUCACCUACUCAUCUUCCACCUGCUCAAGACAAAACUGUUGAUGACUUUAAAAAAAAAAAAAAAGCUUCAAUUUCCCUUUGGCAUAUACAUUUUUGGGGU